Molecule: messenger RNA, 1359 nt
Organism: Acomys russatus (golden spiny mouse)
Lineage: Eukaryota; Metazoa; Chordata; Mammalia; Rodentia; Muridae
Gene: Slamf6
Product: SLAM family member 6
Exons: 8
Coding region: 247-1263 (338 amino acids)
Biological process (GO): positive regulation of type II interferon production; T-helper 17 cell lineage commitment; T cell activation
Cellular component (GO): external side of plasma membrane
Source: RefSeq, a predicted model, not a curated record
UCAUGCUGACAGGACAAAUUGUGGAUGGAAGGGUUUGUGGCUGGGCAGGUGUCCCAGUCCCUCCACUGGAAGUCUUGCCUGGUUACAGGAAAUGGCCAGUUCAGGCUCCAUAUCCUCCAUUGCUAGCAGUCUUAACUUACACAAAGUGUGCUGUUAAAAAAAUUGAUAAACAAAGGUUUGCUAACUUAGAGGAAGAGCGCUCAUCACUAGAGGAAAAGGAAGUCUCAGUGACAAGCUUAUGCAAGAAUGGCUGUGUCAAGGGCACCAGCAUCUGACUCGGGCUCUCAGAGGAUGGUCUGGCUGCUCCCACUGGUCUUCUGCCUUGGCUCAGGGAAUGAAGUUUCACAAAGCAGCCUACCCCCCCAGCCAGUGAAUGGUAUCCUAGGGGAGUCUGCAACUUUUCCUCUAAAGCUUCCGGCAGGAAAGAUGAUCAUUGUGUGGAAUUAUAGGAGAGAAGCGUCGCAUGUCACUACGAUCCUCAUCAUCCGGCUACAUCCGUCUGAGAAACCACAGAUCAUACACCCUGAUCCCCAGAGGAAAGAGCGACUAAAUGCUACCGAGUCCUAUUCCCUGCUCCUCAGAAACCUCACAAUGGCAGACACAGGACAGUACAGCGUGCAGAUAACCACAGAGGACUCUAAACCAGUCGUCUUCAGUUAUACUCUGAGGGUGUUCGAACGACUGAGUAACUUAGAAGUCACCAACCAUACUCUCCUGUUUGAGAAUGGGACCUGCCAGAUGCACCUGGCCUGUAUUGUGGAGAAUCCAAAUUCUACUGUCUCAGUUGGGUGGCAGGCCUCAGGGAACAUCUCUUUAGGGGGACCAAAUCUCACUAUCUCUUGGGACCCGAAGAAUUCCAGUGACCAGAAUUACACCUGCAGAGCUGAGAACGCUAUCAGCAAUCUCUCCGUCUCUGUCUCUGCCCAGAGCCUUUGCAAAGGCAUUCUAACUAAUCUUUACUGGAAUCCACAGUGGCUUAUAAUUACUGCAAUAAUCAUAGCUGUCCUUGUGGGCGUGGUCAUUUAUGUUUGCAUGAAAAGGAGAGGUUUUCUUCCUUUGGCUAGCCAACAUGCAGAUUACCCCAGGAACACAGAUGCUCCAGGCUCCCCUGGGAACACUGUGUAUGCACAAGUCAUCCGCCCAAUGCAGGAAAUGGAAAGCUCCAAGUCCAUAAAAAAUGAUUCCAUGACAAUUUACUCCAUAGUUAAUCAGGCCAGAGAGCCCAUCUCUCAUGGGAUAAAUACUUGUAAGGACAUCAAGUAAGUUGGUGAAAGCUUUGAAGAGACGCAAGUAGAACCUGUCUACUGAGCCCUUGGAAGAGGACACAGAAGAAGCCUGGUUUCCAGAGCACUAUACCUG